AGUCACAACAGUGUAAACAAACAAAAUGGAGUCCAACGCAAAUAAGUGUCCAAAUGAGGAAGUUUCAUACACUUUAAUUAACAACAUUCCGGCUGAUUAUCACUCAUGUGACUUGAGAAACUAUUUUUCGCAAUUCAUUGAAUCUAAAGGAUUUGUAUGCUUCCAUUUUAGACACAGACCUGAAAAGAAAUCACUCCCACAAAGUAAACAAGUUGAAGAAACGAAUGCUAAACGUUCAACAUGUUGUGUUGUAAAGUUAAAAAGUGAAAAACUUCCGGAAUUUUUAAAGCUGUAUAAUAGAAAACAUUGGGUUGACAAACGUGGGGAAGUGAUGUCACAAGUAUGUUAUAUAUCGAAAGUGAAAAAUUCCAUGGAAAAUGGCAGUGAUGCUGACAUAGUCUUGAAAACAAGAGGCGAAGCAAAACAGAUACCUCCAGAGCGAGAAAACUUUACUGAAUCAGAUCUCUUAAACCUGCCGGAGUUACAUCCCCCUGAUAUCAUGCCAAACGGAAAUGUAGGCACACCCACUAUGAUAUUUAUGGACUACAUAAAACAGUGCAGACUACCUCCAAGUAUUAUCAAAAAGCUUGGGCUAAGUUUUCCCAAGACAAGAAGUUCUAAACAGUAUGGGAGUGUUCCAUUUGAUUACGGUGGUGAUAUAGCUGAAUCUUGUGAUAAUAACAGUGAUGAGAGUUCUCAGGUUUUGACAGCAUCAGGACAUGAAAUUGUACCUGAGAAGGAAUCUUGUGAUAAGGAAGAUUGUAACAGUAGUAAAUGUACAGAUGAAAAUAUCACUGAAAUAAGUGAAAGUAGAAAUAUGUGUACUGAUGCUGAUCAGACAGACAGGAGUAGUAAGCCAGGAGGUGUCAGGAAAAAGAAGAGGUCUUGGAGAGAUGCUGCGGCUAAAGAGAGAAUGAAGUUGAAUAUUGAGGAGAAAAUGAUUGGUAAAUCUGAGGAAUCAGAGGAGGACAAUGACUCGUGUGAGGAAUGGGAGAGACAUGAGGCAUUGUAUGAUGAUCCAGCUAAUCAGGAGAGGAACAAAGAACGUCUGUAUGAGGAGGAGAUUGAACUGAAGUGGGAGAAAGGAGGCAGUGGUCUUGUGUUCUACACUGAUGCACAGUACUGGCAAGCACAAGAGGGUGACUUCGAUGAGCAGACUGCUGAUGACUGGGAUGUUGAUAUGAGUGCCUACUAUGAGGAAGGAGCCGGGGACCAAGAUGCACGAGAUUUCCUCAAAAUGAGGCAGGAAAAGCACAGACGAGAGGGGAUUGAAGCCACUGACAGGUUUACAGCUGGCAUAGCAGUGAAAAGGAAAAAGGAAAAAUCAAAGGGCUUCGAGGAAGAUGCUAAGAUAGGCAAGUUUGAGGCUCACACAAAAGGGUUUGGCCGUAAGAUUCUUGAGAAUCAGGGCUGGACAGAAGGUCAAGGCCUAGGAUCAACAAUAAGAGGGAUAGCAGAUGCUCUCGACAAUGAGGGACAAAAACCGAAGGAUAGGAGAGGCAUAGGGUGAGGGACAGUAGAAGCU
This is a messenger RNA of Mercenaria mercenaria, 1525 nucleotides long. Its product is annotated as G patch domain-containing protein 3-like. NCBI's taxonomy places the organism in Eukaryota, Metazoa, Mollusca, Bivalvia, Venerida, Veneridae. Gene Ontology annotation, molecular function: nucleic acid binding. Gene Ontology annotation, biological process: negative regulation of RIG-I signaling pathway; negative regulation of type I interferon production; positive regulation of DNA-templated transcription. Bases 26 to 1510 code for a protein of 494 amino acids. The transcript has 5 exons. The record is from RefSeq and is a predicted model, not a curated record.